Musca vetustissima is the source of this 1423-nucleotide messenger RNA. It is a transcript of the gene Smyd3, whose product is annotated as histone-lysine N-methyltransferase SMYD3. The transcript is spliced from 7 exons. Gene Ontology annotation, molecular function: protein binding. The record is from RefSeq and is a predicted model, not a curated record. Bases 101 to 1423 code for a protein of 440 amino acids. NCBI's taxonomy places the organism in Eukaryota, Metazoa, Arthropoda, Insecta, Diptera, Muscidae. Gene Ontology annotation, cellular component: nucleus.
UUCAAAUAGAAGAAUAUUUGCACCACACUUAAUACGAUCCCUAGAAUCGUUGAAUAUCAGUAAUUAUGCUGCCAAGGAUUACAAAAAGGAUGUGGUGAAAAUGAAACCCAAUAAGGCGAUAAAACGGGGCGAUCGUAUUCUAACGGAAAAGCCAUUUACCUAUGUGCUUAAAUCGCAAUUUCGCAAGGAAAGAUGUGAUAAUUGUUUGAGCAGUACUAAGGUUAUGAAAUGUUCAAAUUGCAAUUACGUCUAUUAUUGUAAUCGGGCAUGCCAAAUGGAGGCAUGGCCAUUACAUAAAAUCGAAUGUCCAUUCCUGAAACGCAUUUAUCCACGUAGCGUACCAGAUGCUGCACGCAUACUAUGCCGUAUUAUAAUCAAAUUGAAUAAUGGUGGUGAUAUGGAAAAGGGUUAUUACACAGAGACAUGUUUUCGCAAAUUUAGAGAUUUAAUGUCACACUAUCAAGAAAUCAAACAUGACCCACGACGUUUGGAACACUUGGAAUGCUUACAUGCCAUUUUGAGUGAAAUGAUGCAGGACAGUGCCAUUGUACCCAACGAGGCUGAACUGCUAACAAUAUAUGGCCGGUUAAUUACAAAUGGAUUCAAUAUACUCGAUGCCGAAAUGAAUUCAAUUGCAACGGCCAUAUUUUUGGGUGUUUCCGUCACCGAUCACAGCUGCAAACCGAAUGCAGUGGCCACAUUUGAGGGCACCACAUUGCAUAUACAGGCCAUAGAAGAUAUUGAGUGUUUGGAUUGGUCAAAGAUUUUCAUUAGCUACAUAGAUUUGUUGAAUACGCCUGAACAAAGACGUAAGGACUUAAAGGACAAUUACUAUUUCCUGUGUAUCUGCAGCAAGUGUAUUGAUCCCCAUGAGGCUUUGGAAAUGGAGUCGGCCUGUUGUCCGAAUCGUAAAUGUAAAGCCAAUGUUGAUGUUAAACUCACCAAUUGUUCGGCCUGUGGUACGGGUAUUAGUCCCAGGCAUCGUAAUGGUUUUAAUGAAGUCAUGGAGUUAACCAAACAUCAGUUAGGCAGUAUGAAAGAUGUGGCAUAUUUAGAUGUAUGUAAAGUAUUGCUGAACAAACAGGAGGAAUUUAUGCAUCCUUUCAAUGUUUGGUAUAUCAAAACCCUAGAUGCUGCCUUUGAAGCUGCCAUAGAUGUUGGCAAAUGGCCAGAAGCUUUAAAUUAUGGCAAAAAAUUACUGCCAGGUUUUCGCAAAUACUAUGGCGAUUGGAAUCCUCUUUUGGGUUUGCUCUAUUUAAAAUUAGCCAAAAUCCAACAUCAUGAAUCCCAUCUCAAAGAUUGUAUUGAAAAUUUCCAAGAAGCACGUAAAAUUCUCGAAGUUACACAUGGCAAAGAUCAUUCAUUAAUACAAAAUCAGCUAAAGCCUUUAUUGUUGCAGGCAAUUGCAGAAAGCACAGCUUAG